GAAGUUGGUUCGCCAACCGCCACAAAACUCAAGAAGAAGAAGUUGUUUAAGCAGCGUUUGUGUUUGUUAGUGUUUUGUAUUCUUCAUAUAUUUUUCUGCAGUUUUUGACGGGGUUAAUGUUUAUCUGCGGUUCGUUUGAUUUAUAAAUGUAGUAAACUGAAAGUGAAACUUUGAAGAAGGAUUUUGACGUGAAGCUUAAAAAAUGGCGUCUAAAUCUUUUUCUGAGGAGGAUUUCUCUUGUCCUGUGUGCUGUGAUAUUUUUACAAAUCCUGUUGUGUUGUCUUGUAGUCACAGUAUCUGUAAAGACUGUAUUCAGAGAUUCUGGGAAAGUAAAGAAUUUCAAGAAUGUCCAGUUUGCAGAAAACGAUCUUUAAGGGAUGAACCUCCAAUAAAUUUAGCUUUGAAGAACUUGUGUGAGACUUUCUUAAAGGAGAGAAGUCAGAGAUCUUCAUCAGUUUGUCAUCUUCAUGAUGAGAAACUCAAACUCUUCUGUCUGGAUGAUCAACAGCCGGUGUGUUUGGUGUGUCGAGACUCCAGAACUCACAACAACCACAAAUUCUGUCCUGUCAAUGAAGCUGUUGUUAAUAAAAAGGAGGAACUCAAAUUUGCAUUAAGACCCUUACAGGAGAAACUAAGAAUAAAUGAACAGAAUAAACAGAUUUUGCAUGAAACUGCAGAACAUAUAAAGAUUCAGGCUGAACGCACAGAGAAGCAGAUUCAUGAAGAGUUUGAGAAACUUCACCAACUUCUACAUGAUGAAGAAUCAGUCAGAAUAACAGCACUGAGAGAGGAAGAGGAGCAGAAGAGUCAGAUGAUGAAGGAGAAGAUUGAGAAGAUGAGCAGUGAGAUUUCAUCUCUUUCACACACAAUCAGAGUCAUAGAGAAGCAGAUGACAGCUGAAGAUGUUUCAUUCCUACAGGACUUUAAGAGCACAAUGGAGAGAGUUCAGUGUAGAACGUCAGAUCCAGAGGACAUCUCAGGAAUGAUGAUCAAUGUAGCAAAACAUCUCCACAACCUGAAGUUUACUGUCAUACACAAGAUGAAGGAGAAAGUUGAAUACAUUCCAGUGACUUUGGACCCAAACACUGCUGCGUGUUGUCUCUUUCUGUCUGAUGAUCUGACCAGUGUGAGAUUCAGUGAAGAUGAAGCGUUGCUUCCUGAUAAUCCAGAGAGAUUUGAUGAGUGUGCAUGUGUUUUGGGUUCAGAGAGCUUUAACUCAGGGAUUCACUGCUGGGAUGUUCAGGUUGGAGACAACACAUGCUGGGGUCUGGGUGUGAUGACAGAAUCUGCAGAGAGAAAGGAUGACAUAUAUUGGAACAGUGGAGUCUGGUGUGUGUUGAAUGAGUCUGGUGAAUACUCAGCAGUCACUACACCACUGGUAUCACCUCUUCCUCUCCCAUUUAAGAAAGUUCUUCCUCUCUCACUGAAAGUGAAACUCGAGAGAAUCAGAGUUGAGUUGGAUUGUGACAGAGGAAAACUGUCAUUCUCUGAUCCUCUCACUAACACACACAUAUACACUUUUCCACGCACAUUUACUGAAAGAGUUUAUCCAUGGUUCAGUGUUCGGUGUGAAAUGUCUCCUCUGGUGAUCUUACCGGUAAAAUCCUCUUGAUGAACUGAUCAUCUGACUUACAAUUCAAGUUUGCAUUUGUAAAUCACUCUUCACAACACAUAUUGUUUCAAAGAUGCUUUUGCAGAAAAUGCUUAUGUCAGAAAAAGUUUUGAGAUUGUAUAUACUGUAAAUGAUAUUGUUUACAAUUAUUAGCAAAAUUAAUGUUUAUUAUAGCAAUUAUAGGUUGAUAGUAAAGUACAUUAUAUAUGUAAUAUUUGACAGUUUUUUUGGGCCAACCCCUAAGUAUAAUCGAAUAUCCUCAGUGGUUUUAAAACUGACUGAAUAAAAUACAAACGUGGCGUCCAGAUGAAGGACGAGGAUGACAUCAGGCUUACACUGUCUGCAGGCAUUUGCUUUAAACCAAAACACAAGUGUAGGCCAAAAGACCAAAUAGUUAUUGUGCCAUGAGGUUCAAGUGAAAUAGUGUUAAUAAAUGUGUUUUGACUUUAA
Molecule: messenger RNA, 2062 nt
Organism: Misgurnus anguillicaudatus (oriental weatherfish)
Lineage: Eukaryota; Metazoa; Chordata; Actinopteri; Cypriniformes; Cobitidae
Source: RefSeq, a predicted model, not a curated record